GCUCCAUGACGUAACGUGUGAAAGUAGGUGAGUCUCGGCCCCUACUUGCCAUCAGAAAUUAGUUAGUAGUGAGUUACUUAAUCACUGCGGACGUGAGUUUAAGCCAAAAAAAGUGUCUUCCAAAGAAUGCAUUCAAUACUUUUGUUACUGUCGAUACACACAAUAGAGACGCUUGCUACUCCAGUAGAUUAUCCUAUUAAAGUCGACCUUCCAGUAUAUGAAGAUCCUGAAGCAUUUAAAGGGCCGCCUGAUGUUCAUCUAGCUGAACCCCUAUUACCCGAAAAUCAUCCUGGUGUUGACACGCUACACAAUAAUAAACCUAAUUUAGUGGAUCAUAAACUAGGAGCGGCAAACGAUAUACUUCAUUACAAAACGCGAUUGGGAUAUGGAACAAAAACUGAAAGUGCAUUGCUGGAAACUGAAGGAUUCGGAAGUAAAGUGCUUUCUGUUAACGAAGGCAUUCAGCAUGUUGCCGCUGGUAUUUUACAGCCAAAGCCGAUAGUGGAUACAAUACGAGAAGAAGAGAAGUACGGAAAUACAGGUGAUAAAUUUUAUAGCACUGGUCGAGCAAUUGUCGGCGGUGCAGAGCGGAUAUCGAACUUCGUCAAUUCAUUGAUUGCGAUACCAGGAACCCUCUUGAACACUAUAACUCGAUCGGCCUCUGAAAAACUGAACACAUUUGGUGGAAAACUUGUUGGAUUAUAGAUAUAGAUAUUUGUAAGAAUCUAAUAAAAACAUUUUGUAUCUUUA
Messenger RNA from Pieris rapae (cabbage white), 750 nucleotides. RefSeq lists its product as uncharacterized. The record is from RefSeq and is a predicted model, not a curated record. The transcript has 5 exons. Bases 127 to 705 code for a protein of 192 amino acids. NCBI's taxonomy places the organism in Eukaryota, Metazoa, Arthropoda, Insecta, Lepidoptera, Pieridae.